Arachis stenosperma is the source of this 549-nucleotide messenger RNA. RefSeq lists its product as uncharacterized. NCBI's taxonomy places the organism in Eukaryota, Viridiplantae, Streptophyta, Magnoliopsida, Fabales, Fabaceae. Bases 1 to 549 code for a protein of 182 amino acids. The record is from RefSeq and is a predicted model, not a curated record. The transcript has a single exon.
AUGGGGUUCGGAAGAAGAUUGAGGGCAUGGAUUAUAGAGUGCAUUAGAUCAGCUUCUAUAUCUCUAAUGGUUAAUGGAGCUCCAUCAAAAUCGUUCAAGAUGGAAAGAGGGCUUCGACAAGGCGACCCGUUAUCACCUUUUCUAUUCGUUCUCGUUGUAGAUGUGCUGAACAGGAUGAUCAGGGAGGUGGUAAGAAAUAGGAGAAUAUCUCAUCUCUUAGUUGGCAGGGACAAUAUGGAGUUAUCCCACCUUCAGUUUGCUGAUGACACUAUACUGUUCUACCCACUAGAGGAGGAGAUAGUGAGAAAUUACAAGAGACUCCUGAGGUGUUUUGAAGUCAUGUCGGGUUUGAGUAUCAACUUUGACAAGUCUAGGUUGAUACCGGUAAAUUAUAGUCAGGAGUGGAUUGGUCAAAUGUGCAAAUUAUUAGGAUGUCAGGCGGCAAAUCUACUAGUGAAGUAUCUGGACAUUAAUCUAGGAGCAAACCCGAGGCUAGUAAAAACUUGGAAGCCAGUAAUAGAUAAGGUGGAGGAGAAACUGAGUUUGUGA